Messenger RNA from Salvia splendens (bonfire salvia), 318 nucleotides. Its product is annotated as 50S ribosomal protein 6, chloroplastic-like. The coding region runs from base 1 to 318 and encodes 105 amino acids. The transcript has a single exon. Gene Ontology annotation, cellular component: chloroplast; ribosome. Gene Ontology annotation, molecular function: rRNA binding; structural constituent of ribosome. Gene Ontology annotation, biological process: translation. The record is from RefSeq and is a predicted model, not a curated record. NCBI's taxonomy places the organism in Eukaryota, Viridiplantae, Streptophyta, Magnoliopsida, Lamiales, Lamiaceae.
AUGUCAGUUUCAGCCAUUUUCGGCACAAGACUGGCGCUUCCGCCCCCCUCCGCCGCCGCAACCAAGGCUUUCCCACCGCCACCGAGCCGCUUAUCGGUCGGCGGCGGCGGCCUGGCGAUCGAGUGCUCUUCCCGACCGCAGAAAAAGGCGACGAAGCAUCACAUGAAGACCCGCCCCCGCAAGAGCCGGCCUUCCGACAUACGCCAUGGACCCGCCGUGUACCCCCCGCUCCCCCCUCUGCCCUCGGAAUGGACUCUCGUCUCCGACGACUCCGCUGCCGCGCCGAUGCCGUCGCAGCCUGCUGUCAAUUCCGAGUGA